GAUGCAUUAGUAGUGAGCCACUAGGUACACAGUAGCAAUCGACUAAUAAAGUCAGAGGCCGAGUUUAUUUGUUGUUACCUUGGUACAGAUAAUAACCUGAAAGCAUUGAUUCUUCGUACAUAGAAACCCCCUUUCUUAUCUUGUACUAGAUGAAGCUGCCGGCCUACCAAUUGAUUUUGAUUUUCUUCUUCACCUCUUAAACUUCAACGGUGUUGACUACCUAUACUCCAUCUACUCUUAACCAAUGUCUUAUGGACCUCUUCCGUCGAGACGCUGCCUCCUCUCGCAUCUUUCUAAAAGGCACGUGGGGGAUAAGGUCAGGUUUCUUGGGUGGUAAGACCAUUUGCUUUUUCCUCUUUCUCCUCAUUUUAUUUGCGAGCGAGCUUGGACACCUCCGCACCCUCUGCAGCCGUUUGGUAUCAUGUAAAGUUUAUGAUGACAGCUCUCAAGACCCCAGAGGCGGUCCUUGACCUACCUACUGGGCUUUCUCAUACGGGCGUGUGCACUAAUAACAUUAUUAGUGUAACUGGAUACUCGACCCAUUCAGCCACGUUGACUCUUCAACACGAGUAUCCCAAAGGUACUAACACUAGAGUCGGUGCCGAUGUUACACUUCUUCUCCAGAACCUCAACUCCGAACAGACGGAUAUUGGUCAAUGGGUCCAUGUAAUAGGCUACAUCACAUCUAUCGACCGGACGUUUGCUAAAGCCACGGUGGGAUCUCAUACAGAAAACAUUGGGGUUCAGGCACUUGUUCUCUGGACAGCUCGUGACCUAGAUAUCUCAUCAUACGAGAAUACUCUCAUUUCCGAGGUUGAGUGACCACAACGGAAGACCCAGACUCAGACACAAUUAGCCCGGGGAAUUUCCCAUGAUUUCCAAACGAGCAGAAUAAAGCAAGAUACGAUAUGAUGCAUACCACUCGCGGAACCAUCAAUGUGUGUGCUUAUAACGCUCCGGAACCUGGACGGUAGUCACCGAACGAUCGAGGACCUGCGUGCAUUCAAAGCCGCCAAUCGUGCUUUGCUUGGACUCUUCUGAAUUACAAAAAAUAUGCUUACGAAUGGAUUUAUCCAGAUGACGAGUCACUAGAGCACAUUUUUAUCAUUUGGUACCAUUACAUUGUCAAAACUGAUACUCAUCGCGGACUGCUUUUUAUCGAGAAGUUUGCUUACUGCAGAUUCAAACGCAGGCGAUGGGCUGGUGAGGUUGUUGAUGGGCUUUACAGGCGCUGAAAGGCCAUGCCAAGAGCUAU
Molecule: messenger RNA, 1255 nt
Organism: Daldinia vernicosa
Lineage: Eukaryota; Fungi; Ascomycota; Sordariomycetes; Xylariales; Hypoxylaceae
Product: telomere capping, CST complex subunit-domain-containing protein
Exons: 1
Coding region: 433-822 (129 amino acids)
Biological process (GO): telomere capping
Cellular component (GO): CST complex
Molecular function (GO): single-stranded telomeric DNA binding
Source: RefSeq, a predicted model, not a curated record